AAACUCGAACGAGGUUUCAGCCACGUAGUGGCGAGAUUGUGGAACCAAAUUUUUUACCCUUCAACCUUCAAAUGGCUAAAAAUAAUAUUGCAAAAAUCUGUGAUAUAUUGUUGUUCUGUAAUGAAGCUUGAUUUUUUUCUUAUUAAAAAUGGAUCACUACAGUACUCAGUUAAUGGAAGAUUAUGCAGUGGAAGUCAAGCCUGGAAAAAGCUCUGCAUCGCCAAAGACGGCCGUCACAAAAUCUACGAAAGGUCAGAAUCUCAAGGUUGAACCAGUACCCAAACAUGCCAAUCUUAAAGUUGAACUGCAGACUUUAAGGAUAACAGAAGAGUCAACGAAACAACUUCACGAGACACUAAAGCAUGUUUACGGACCGGAUUUCAAGCUUAUGGAUGCUUCCGAAUAUCAAAACAAAAAAUCUAAUUUGGGACGACAAUAUUGGCUCGAAAGAGGCGAUUUAGUGAUCAAAGGCGUUGUCGAUUACUCCUCCAAAGAUACUACUCCGAAAUCUCAUGAACAAUUGACCAAACAUUUUGCCACAUCAAAACUCGAAAGUUACAGUUUCUAUUCUACCCAUUGUAGCGAAGCUCUAAUGCGUGCAGAGGGUCACGUGGGCAAAGCCCUGGAAAUAUUAUUUGAAAAAUAUUACGGAAUCGAAAAAAGUGGAGAAAACACUGAAAAUUUCGAUAUGCAAGAUUUACUGGAGCGUCGGGAUGACGAGAAAUCAGCUAUGGAAUCGAUCUAUGGUGAAAGUUUUACCGAAACGAUAAAAAAUCAAAUCUGGCACGUGAAGUUGAAAUUGCCUUUCUUGUCGGAAACGAGAAGGGAAAAAAUUGUGGAAAAAAAAAAAAUUCACAACCCCAAAAAUGUUUGUCGACUGUUCCAAAAUGGCAAAUGUCGAUUUGCCCAGAAAUGUAAAUUUCUUCAUAUAGCUCCUGAAGAAUGGAACAAAAACUCAGAAAACCUGGGACCUCCGCAAGACUUUUUUUACACACUUGAAAUCCGGUUUCCCGAAGAUUGCAAGUAUCCUUACGAGCCGCCCUACUUAUAUUUCUACAAGAACGAGAUGUCGAUGCCAAAUUUGCGAAAUUUGCAAAUAGUUCAAAUUUUGUACGAGGAAGCAUUGGAAUUGUCGGAAACUGGAACUCCUUCGAUAUUUUCGAUAUGCUCCUUGUUGGAAAACGAGGAAAGAAUGUUGUCGAGUUUGCAGGGAAAAAUGCCUAAUUUCCCGGACGAAAACGAGCCGUUGUUUCCCGUGGAAAAUUCAUUGCUUACGGAAGCGCGCAGGUCGUCGCACAAUAUUUUGGGAUCGACGAGGCGUGGAAACCGCGAAAAAAUCAACUGGGAAGAAAUCGUGAAAGAGGACGAUAAGAUACAGGACAAAUUUUUCGCGAAGCAAAAAAUGCCUUCGUACCGUCGAAUGAAAGAAAUUCGUCGUGAGCUUCCGGCCUGGAAAAUGAUGAGCGAAAUAUUGGAUAUUGUCGAGAACAAUCAAGUCGUCAUUAUUUCCGGCGAAACCGGAUGUGGAAAAAGCACACAAAUUCCUCAAUUUCUACUCGACAAUUGGCUCCUCAAUCGGACUAAAAGUAACAAAGAACACGCUGAAAUAAUCUGCACUCAACCACGGCGGAUCAGUGCCAUCGGCGUUGCCGAAAGAGUCUCCAAUGAACGAGACGAAAGAAUAGGCAAUUCGGUCGGCUAUCAAAUUCGACUCGAAAGCAAAAUUUCCAAUUCUACGAGAUUAACUUUCUGCACUACUGGAAUUUUGCUUCAACGAUUCUCUAGUGAUCCUUUCCUCAAAUCUAUCACUCACGUCGUCGUCGAUGAAGUGCACGAACGUAGCGCCGAGAGUGACUUUUUGUUGAUGCUGCUUCGAGAAUUGAUUCCAAAGCGUCCAGAUUUAAAGAUCGUUUUGAUGAGUGCGACAUUGAAGGCGGAGAGUUUUUCGGCCUAUUUCGGAAAUGCUCCGAUAAUCGAUAUUCCAGGUCGAACUUUUCCAGUGGAGCAAAUAUUUCUCGAAGAAAUACUGGAGCGAACGAAUUACGUGCUCGAGGAGAAUUCUCGAUACGCGAGGAAGAUCAAAGGCGAUUGGGAAAAACUCGAAAUCGAACUCGAAUCCGCGGACACUGAAGGGUUUUCAAAUUGUCAACCAAAAAAUACUAUCCUCGAUGAAAAUUUGACUCUUGCGCAAAUAAUUGGACGUUACGAUCAGUUUUCUGGACAAACUCAUAAGAAUUUGUAUCUCAUGGAUCAUGAAAAAAUUAACAACGAACUCAUCGAACAUGUUUUGGAGUGGAUCGUCAAUGGUGAACACGAGUAUCCGCGAGAUGGAUCGAUUUUGGUGUUUCUGCCUGGUUUAGCAGAAAUAACGUCGCUUCGUGACAGUUUGAAUGCGAACAAAACGUUGUCAUCGAAGACUGAAAAAUAUAUGAUAAUUCCAUUGCACUCGAGUUUAUCGAGCGAAGAGCAGAAUCUCGUUUUUCGAAAGCCGAAAGAAGGUGUUCGUAAAAUAGUGUUGAGCACGAAUAUUGCAGAAACGUCGGUAACAAUUGACGACUGCGUGUUCGUCGUUGAUACGGGAAAAAUGAAGGAAACGCGAUUCAAUUCGAAUCAAAAUAUGGCGAGUCUGGAAACUUGUUGGGUCUCCAGGGCGAAUGCUAUGCAACGAAAAGGACGAGCUGGACGGGUGAUGCCAGGAGUUUCGAUUCAUCUUUAUACCUCGCACAGGUUCAAUCACCAUUUUCUGGCUCAGCCAAUACCAGAAAUUCUGAGGAUUCCACUCGAGCCGUUGCUGCUACGAAUUCAAAUAAUGAAUUCCAAGAAAAAAGCCGAUCUUUAUGCCGUUUUAGAUCGAGUUUUGGAACCACCGCCCCCUCAAAGUAUUUCGGACGCAUUGAAACGUCUCCAAGACGUUGGUGCAUUCGAUUCCGAUUAUUUAUUGACGCCAUUGGGUCACCAUUUGGGAGCGUUGCCCGUUGACGUUCGAAUCGGCAAGCUGAUACUCUACGGUGCUAUUUUCUGUUGCGUCGAUUCAGCCCUCACCAUUGCCGCUUGUCUUUCGCACAAAAGUCCUUUCGUCUCUCCGUUUGACAAGCGCCACGAAGUCGACGCCAAAAGAAAAGAAUUUAUGACGGCUCAUUCCGAUCAACUUACCAUUCUCAGAGCUUAUAAGAAAUGGAUGGAGCUUUGUUCACGGAGUACGUACGCGGGUCAAGUGUUCGCGAAUGAGAAUUAUCUGUCAACUCGAACACUCCACACGUUGGCGGACAUAAAACACCAAUUAUUAGAGCUUCUAGUUUCGAUUGGUUUCGUUUCUGUGAAUAUGCCGCGUCGGGAGAACGGAAAUGACCGAGUUUUCGAGAUAACCGGUCAAGAAUUGAACGCGAACAACAACAAUUACAAAUUGUUGCAAGGAUUGCUGUGCGCGGCGUUGUAUCCGAACGUGGUGAAAAUUUUCACCCCUGAAAAAUCCUUUUCGGUUCAAUCGGUCGGCGCUAUUCCACGGCAGCCAAAAGCUGAAGAAUUAAAGUUCAAAACGAAGCAAGACGGUUUCGUCAACAUUCAUCCUUCGUCGGUCAAUUUCACUGUUCGACAUUUUCCAAGCCCUUUUCUUGUGUAUCAAGAAAAAGUGAAAACUAGCAAAAUUUUCAUCAGAGAAAUUUCUGCCGUGCCCAUUCUGCCGCUUGUUCUCUUUUCCGGUUAUGGCCUCGACGUCGAGCAACACAACGGCGUUUUUGUUCUCUCCCUGGCCGAUGGAUGGAUCGUCUUUGCCGUUGAAUCUCACACUGUUGCACAAUUAUUGCAGUACAUGCGAAUCGAGCUGGUAAAAAUAUUGGAAGAGAAAAUGCAGGAUCCGUUGUUGAAUUUGCUAAAUCAUCAAAACGGUAAAAGAAUUAUAAGGACGAUCGUCGGAGUCUUGGAAAGGGAUUGAAAACAAUGCCAAAUCUAAUAGAGUGAAACGAUUUUUUCACAAAUUUAAACAUUGCCUAAAGAGAUUGAAUGUACUUAGAAAUUUUGAAACUAUUUGAGUUAGCGUUGAUAAAAAAUCCUUUACUUUUAUCAACCUUUCUCGGAGAAGCUGAAUAUUUCGGGAAAUGAAAAAUUUCAAAAGUUUAUUCUCGCAUGAAGGGAGAAUAACAUCGACUUUUCCAUGUUUCUAUGAAAAUUCAGCUGUGAUGAUUCUUGGGAAAACAGAAUUUCAUUAUCUAGGGAAACAAAAUUAAUUCACUUUUCUCAUGAUGUUGAGCAUCUCCGACAAAAAUUAAAAUCUGCCAUUUCCUUUACACUGAAAUGCAUCGAUACCAAACAAUUUUGACACUCGUUGAAGUAUCGAUUGGCCUUUAAUCAAAUCGAAGACUGCCUCAAUUCAUAUCCGUGUUGAAGAUCAUUGAAUAAUUCUAAUAGUUCAAUUCUACGUGUUAAUGUAAAUAAAAGAUCAGGGACAAAAAUUCCCUGAGCUUAUUAUCACGAUUUACCGUUCACCGUGCAACGAAAAAUCUCAUUUUUGAUUAUUAAUACGUAAUUAUAUAUGUGUAAAAAAUAACAAGUUAAAUCAUGUUGGCUAUGCCUUAAAAAAGCAGAGAUUAAAUAUAUUUUUACGGA
Molecule: messenger RNA, 4602 nt
Organism: Venturia canescens
Lineage: Eukaryota; Metazoa; Arthropoda; Insecta; Hymenoptera; Ichneumonidae
Product: putative ATP-dependent RNA helicase DHX57
Exons: 11
Coding region: 149-3931 (1260 amino acids)
Cellular component (GO): intracellular anatomical structure
Molecular function (GO): RNA binding; ATP binding; protein binding
Source: RefSeq, a predicted model, not a curated record